AUGGCAGCCUAUACUGCUGUAAUUUCUCUUCUUCAAACUCUUGAACAACCAAAUCCGCAGCUCUUUCAUGGUAAUACUACUAAAACGCUUGAUUCUCUACAUGCUACUGCUGAAUAUUUCCAAAAAGUUCUAGAAAAUUCUAACAAGAGUAGAUUUGACAAUGAAAAGUUAAAAUCUUUGGAAGAAAAAAUUAGAGUUGCGGCAAGUUAUGCAGAAGAUGUUCUUGAGAUGAAAAUUUCUCAAAUCAUCAAAGUCUCGAGGUGGACAUUUGGAAUUUUACAACACCUGGAUUUUCUAAAAGCUGUUAAAAAAAUGGAUACAACAAAGAAACAAGUGAUGGAGAUUCUUUCUCAUGAUGCUAAUCAAGUUAUUGAAUUAUCCGGGGAUUCCUUGAUAGGCACUCUUUCUUCAAGUUACCCGAUUUUGUCAAAUCAGUCAGCAGAUGAUAUUGUGCACGGACUUGAUGAUGACUUGGAGAUAAUAGUUAAAAGAUUGAUAGGACAAUCACGGGAUCUAGACGUUGUCACAAUAACAGGCAUGGGUGGCAUUGGCAAAACAACGCUAGCUAGAAAAGCUUAUGAUCAUCACCCAAUCAGGUAUCACUUUGACAUUUUUGUUUGGGUUACAAUAUCUCAAGAAUUUCGAUGUCGAAAUGUAUUGUUAGAAGCUUUACAUUGCAUUUCAAAGCAAACUGAUAUUGUGAACGCAAAAGAUUAUGAUAAGAUGGAUGACAAUGAGUUAGCUGACCUGGUGCAAAAGAACCUAAAGGGUCCAAGAUACCUUAUUGUUGUUGACGAUAUUUGGAGUACAGAUGUUUGGGAUAGUAUAAUAGGAAUAUUUCCUAAUUACAACAAUGGAAGUCGAAUCUUAUUGACUACUAGGGAAAACGAGGUAGCAAUGUAUGCAAAUACUUGUAGCCCUCAUGAGAUGAAGCUUUUGAGUUUAGAAAACGGUUGGAGGUUACUUUGUGAUAAGGAGUUUGGACCAAAACAUGAUCAUCCUCCUGAGUUAGAAGGAAUUGGAAAGGAAAUAGUAGAAAAAUGCCAAGGACUACCCUUGACAAUCUCAGUGAUUGCGGGACAUCUCUCUAAAGUGGCCAGGACAUUAGAAAGUUGGAAGGAUGUCGCCCGAACCUUAAGUGAAAUAAUUGCUAGUCAGUCAGAUAAAUGCUUAGGAGUGCUCGGUUUGAGUUACCACCACUUGCCUAGUCGCCUUAAACCUUGUCUUUCUUUCUAUGAGUAG
Messenger RNA from Solanum tuberosum (potato), 1242 nucleotides. RefSeq names its product putative late blight resistance protein homolog R1B-17. Gene Ontology annotation, molecular function: ADP binding. The transcript has a single exon. The record is from RefSeq and is a predicted model, not a curated record. Bases 1 to 1242 code for a protein of 413 amino acids. NCBI's taxonomy places the organism in Eukaryota, Viridiplantae, Streptophyta, Magnoliopsida, Solanales, Solanaceae.